Molecule: messenger RNA, 1053 nt
Organism: Penicillium verrucosum
Lineage: Eukaryota; Fungi; Ascomycota; Eurotiomycetes; Eurotiales; Aspergillaceae
Exons: 1
Coding region: 1-1053 (350 amino acids)
Source: RefSeq, a predicted model, not a curated record
AUGCACUUCCAUACCACCUUGCUCAGCGGCCUAGCUAUUCUUCCAGUGGCUCUAGGUUCCUGGCCUUUCUUUCACACCACAGAAGAGAUAUCGGAACCUCCCUACCGCAAUGAGCAACCUAAUGUGAAAUUCGAGAACAUCUUUCAAUUUCCUAACAAUGGCUCAUGGAUCGACAACAUUGUUGUUCGAUCAGACGGACACCUUCUUUUCACGCGCCUAGAUACCCCCGAGGUUUGGCUUUUCAACACCACGAGCGGAAACGCUACCCUCGCCUACACGUUCCCCAACGUCACAAGCUGCUUCGGAAUCAGUGAAAUCGACGACGAUAUCUUCGCAGUUGUUGUCGGUAAUUUCUCUUCCAAAACCUUCCAGCCAGGCCCAGGCUCGUUCUCGGUCCAUAAAUUGGACUUCACCAAUACCGAGGCCGAGGAGAACGAGCGCGCGCUGGAAUCGCCGAAGGCCUCGGAGAUCGUCGCAAUGCCCGAUGCGGAGGCUCCAAAUGGCAUUGCCACAUUCUCGCGGGAGUCAAAUUUGGUUCUUAUUGCCGAUAGCCCCAAGGGAGUAAUAUGGAAGGUCGAUACCAAAACAGGAGAUUAUUCUGUCGCACUGAAUGAUACUACAAUGGCGCCGGCGGAGGGCCAGGCUCUUCCUCUGGGUGUCAAUGCCCUGACAGUCUUUGGUGACUAUGUGUACUAUACCGGCACGACACAGAUGGUGUAUUGCAAGGUCAAGGUGGACAAGGACGUUAAACCAAUCGGUGAUUUUGAAAUCAUUGCUAGUGGAUUCCUACCAGACAACAUCGAGAUCGCCCGGGAUGGCACUGCGUAUAUUCCCACAGCUCCCCAGAACUCUGUUGUGCGUCUCACACCUUCGGGGCAGAUCUCCCUCGUUGCAGGUGGCCAAGUAUCAACCCAACUGGCAGGUGCAAGCUCGGCUCGAUUGAGCAAAGACCAACAGAUACUCUAUGUCGGCACCAAUGGUGGUCAGAUUGCGCCUGUUUUGGGCUCCUUCAUCGAGCCCGCAAAGAUUGUCAGAAUCUCGUUUGAGGAAUAG